This is a messenger RNA of Bicyclus anynana (squinting bush brown), 19063 nucleotides long. RefSeq names its product titin (gene Titin2). The transcript has 28 exons. The coding region runs from base 1 to 18627 and encodes 6208 amino acids. Gene Ontology annotation, molecular function: protein binding. The record is from RefSeq and is a predicted model, not a curated record. Lineage: Eukaryota; Metazoa; Arthropoda; Insecta; Lepidoptera; Nymphalidae.
AUGACUCACACAUUCCUGAACAAGCUAAGAAAACUAGGCCCGAAAAAAGAAACUACACAAAUUAUUACUGAACAAGAAGACGACAAAACACCAGUCGUCACAGUGCACACUACACAAGAGCUCACUGACGAAUCCGUAACACCACUCGAUGACUCACACAUUCCUGAACAAGCUAAGGUAGUCGAAGAGCAGCCUGAAGAAGUUAAAGAAACUACACAAAUUAUUACUGAACAAGAAGAUGACAAGACACCAGUUGUCACAGUACACACUACACAAGAACUCACUGACGAAACCGUAACACCUUUAGAUGACUCACACAUUCCUGAACAAGCUAAGGUAGUCGAAGAGCAGCCUGAAGAAGUUAAGCGUACAAUCAGAAAACUAGGACCGAAAAAAGAAACUACACAAAUUAUUACUGAACAAGAAGAUGACAAGAAACCAGUCGUCACAGUACACACUACACAAGAACUCACUGACGAAACCGUAACACCACUCGAUGACUCGCACAUUCCUGAACAAGCUGAGGUAGUAGAAGAGCAGCCUGAAGAAGUCAAAGUGACUGACGUCAUUACCGAAACAGUACACACUACACAAGAACUCACUGACGAUAAACUCACACCACUCGAUGACUUACACAUACCUGAGCAAGCUAAGGUAGUCGAAGAGCAGCCUGAAGAAGUCAAAGUUGCUGAUGUCAUAACUGAAACAGUACACACUACACAAGAACUCACUGACGAUAAACUCACACCACUCGAUGACUUACACAUACCUGAGCAAGCUAAGGUAGUCGAAGAGCAGCCUGAAGAAGUCAAAGUUGCUGAUGUCAUAACUGAAACAGUACACACUACACAAGAACUCACUGACGAUAAACUCACACCACUCGAUGACUUACACAUACCUGAGCAAGCUAAGGUAGUCGAAGAGCAGCCUGAAGAAGUCAAAGUUGCUGAUGUCAUAACUGAAACAGUACACACUACACAAGAACUCACUGACGAUACACUCACACCACUCGAUGACUUACACAUACCUGAGCAAGCUAAGGUAGUCGAAGAGCAGCCUGAAGAAGUCAAAGUUGCUGAUGUCAUAACUGAAACAGUACACACUACACAAGAACUCACUGACGAAACCGUAACACCACUCGAUGACUCGCACAUUCCUGAACAAGCUGAGGUAGUAGAAGAGCAGCCUGAAGAAGUCAAAGUGACUGACGUCAUUACUGAAACAGUACACACUACACAAGAACUCACUGACGAUACACUCACACCACUCGAUGACUUACACAUACCUGAGCAAGCUAAGGUUGUCGAAGAGCAGCCUGAAGAAGUCAAAGUGACUGACGUCAUUACAGAAACAGUACACACUACACAAGAACUCACUGACGAUACACUCACACCACUCGAUGACUUACACAUACCUGAGCAAGCUAAGGUUGUCGAAGAGCAGCCUGAAGAAGUCAAAGUGACUGACGUCAUUACCGAAACAGGUGAGACUAAGAAGGUGAAAACUACUAGACGUGUAAUUAAGAAAGAUAAAGGGAAAAAGAAAGAAGUCACUGAGAUUGUUACAGUCGAGAAAGACGGAGAAGAACCGGUAACAAGCGUCACAGUGAUAGAAGAAAAGUCGCCUGAGGAAGAAGACAUUAAGCCAGUUGAGAUCGUCGAACUUCCAGAAGAGACCACAUUUGAAGAGACAGAAACGCCUGAAGGUAAGCGUAAAGUUAAGAAAAUCAUUAAGCGUACAAUCAAAAAACUAGGCCCGAAACAGGAAACUACACAAAUUAUUACUGAACAAGAAGACGACAAGACACCAGUCGUCACAGUACACACUACACAAGAACUCACUGACGAUACACUCAUACCACUCGAUGACUUACACAUACCUGAGCAAGCUAAGGUUGUCGAAGAGCAGCCUGAAGAAGUCAAAGUGACUGACGUCAUUACAGAAACAGGUGAGACUAAGAAGGUGAAAACUACUAAACGUGUAAUUAAGAAAGAUAAAGGGAAAAAGAAAGAAGUCACUGAGAUUGUUACAGUCGAAAAAGACGGAGAAGAACCGGUAACAAGCGUCACAGUGACAGAAGAAAAGUCGCCUGAGGAAGAAGACAUUAAGCCAGUUGAGAUCGUCGAACUUCCAGAAGAGACAGAAACGCCUGAAGGUAAGCGUAAAGUUAAGAAAAUUAUUAAACGUACAAUCAAAAAACUAGGCCCGAAACAGGAAACUACACAAAUUAUUACUGAACAAGAAGACGACAAGACACCAGUCGUCACAGUACACACUACACAAGAACUCACUGACGAUACACUCACACCACUCGAUGACUUACACAUACCCGAGCAAGCUAAGGUUGUCGAGGUGCAGCCUGAAGAAGUCAAAGUGACUGACGUCAUAACUGAAACAGGUGAGAUUAAGAAGGUGAAAACUACUAAACGUGUAAUUAAGAAAGAUAAAGGGAAAAAGAAAGAAGUCACUGAGAUUGUUACAGUCGAGAAAGACGGAGAAGAACCGGUAACAAGCGUCACAGUGACAGAAGAAAAGUCGCCUGAGGAAGAAGACAUUAAGCCAGUUGAGAUCGUCGAACUUCCAGAAGAGACCACAUUUGAAGAGACAGAAACGCCUGAAGGUAAGCGUAAAGUUAAGAAAAUCAUUAAGCGUACAAUCAAAAAACUAGGCCCGAAACAGGAAACUACACAAAUUAUUACUGAACAAGAAGACGACAAGACACCAGUCGUCACAGUACACACUACACAAGAACUCACUGACGAUACACUCACACCACUCGAUGACUUACACAUACCUGAGCAAGCUAAGGUUGUCGAAGAGCAGCCUGAAGAAGUCAAAGUGACUGACGUCAUAACUGAAACAGGUGAGACUAAGAAGGUGAAAACUACUAAACGUGUAAUUAAGAAAGAUAAAGGGAAAAAGAAAGAAGUCACUGAGAUUGUUACAGUCGAAAAAGACGGAGAAGAACCGGUAACAAGCGUCACAGUGACAGAAGAAAAGUCGCCUGAGGAAGAAGACAUUAAGCCAGUUGAGAUCGUCGAACUUCCAGAAGAGACCACAUUUGAAGAGACAGAAACGCCUGAAGGUAAGCGUAAAGUUAAGAAAAUUAUUAAACGUACAAUCAAAAAACUAGGCCCGAAACAGGAAACUACACAAAUUAUUACUGAACAAGAAGACGACAAGACACCAGUCGUCACAGUACACACUACACAAGAACUCACUGACGAUACACUCACACCACUCGAUGACUUACACAUACCCGAGCAAGCUAAGGUUGUCGAGGUGCAGCCUGAAGAAGUCAAAGUGACUGACGUCAUAACUGAAACAGGUGAGAUUAAGAAGGUGAAAACUACUAAACGUGUAAUUAAGAAAGAUAAAGGAAAAAAGAAAGAAGUCACUGAGAUUGUUACAGUCGAGAAAGACGGAGAAGAACCGGUAACAAGCGUCACAGUGACAGAAGAAAAGUCGCCUGAGGAAGAAGACAUUAAGCCAGUUGAGAUCGUCGAACUUCCAGAAGAGACCACAUUUGAAGAGACAGAAACGCCUGAAGGUAAGCGUAAAGUUAAGAAAAUCAUUAAGCGUACAAUCAAAAAACUAGGCCCGAAACAGGAAACUACACAAAUUAUUACUGAACAAGAAGACGACAAGACACCAGUCGUCACAGUACACACUACACAAGAACUCACUGACGAUACACUCACACCACUCGAUGACUUACACAUACCUGAGCAAGCUAAGGUUGUCGAAGAGCAGCCUGAAGAAGUCAAAGUGACUGACGUCAUUACAGAAACAGGUGAGCCUAAGAAGGUGAAAACUACUAAACGUGUAAUUAAGAAAGAUAAAGGGAAAAAGAAAGAAGUCACUGAGAUUGUUACAGUCGAGAAAGACGGAGAAGAACCGGUAACAAGCGUCACAGUGAUAGAAGAAAAGUCGCCUGAGGAAGAAGACAUUAAGCCAGUUGAGAUCGUCGAACUUCCAGAAGAGACCACAUUUGAAGAGACAGAAACGCCUGAAGGUAAGCGUAAAGUUAAGAAAAUCGUUAAGCGUACAAUCAAAAAACUAGGCCCGAAACAGGAAACUACACAAAUUAUUACUGAACAAGAAGACGACAAGACACCAGUCGUCACAGUACACACUACACAAGAACUCACUGACGAUACACUCACACCACUCGAUGACUUACACAUACCUGAGCAAGCUAAGGUUGUCGAAGAGCAGCCUGAAGAAGUCAAAGUGACUGACGUCAUUACAGAAACAGGUGAGACUAAGAAGGUGAAAACUACUAAACGUGUAAUUAAGAAAGAUAAAGGGAAAAAGAAAGAAGUCACUGAGAUUGUUACAGUCGAAAAAGACGGAGAAGAACCGGUAACAAGCGUCACAGUGACAGAAGAAAAGUCGCCUGAGGAAGAAGACAUUAAGCCAGUUAAGAUCGUCGAACUUCCAGAAGAGACCACAUUUGAAGAGACAGAAACGCCUGAAGGUAAGCGUAAAGUUAAGAAAAUUAUUAAACGUACAAUCAAAAAACUAGGCCCGAAACAGGAAACUACACAAAUUAUUACUGAACAAGAAGACGACAAGACACCAGUCGUCACAGUACACACUACACAAGAACUCACUGACGAUACACUCACACCACUCGAUGACUUACACAUACCUGAGCAAGCUAAGGUUGUCGAGGUGCAGCCUGAAGAAGUCAAAGUGACUGACGUCAUAACUGAAACAGGUGAGACUAAGAAGGUGAAAACUACUAAACGUGUAAUUAAGAAAGAUAAAGGAAAAAAGAAAGAAGUCACUGAGAUUGUUACAGUCGAGAAAGACGGAGAAGAACCGGUAACAAGCGUCACAGUGACAGAAGAAAAGUCGCCUGAGGAAGAAGACAUUAAGCCAGUUGAGAUCGUCGAACUUCCAGAAGAGACCACAUUUGAAGAGACAGAAACGCCUGAAGGUAAGCGCAAAGUUAAAAAAAUCACUAAGCGUACAAUCAGAAAACUAGGCCCGAAAAAAGAAACUACACAAAUUAUUACUGAACAAGAAGACGACAAAACACCAGUCGUCACAGUACACACUACACAAGAACUCACUGACGAUACACUCACACCACUCGAUGACUUACACAUACCCGAGCAAGCUAAGGUUGUCGAGGUGCAGCCUGAAGAAUCGCCUGAGGAAGAAGACAUGAAGCCAGUUGAGAUCGUCGAACUUCCAGAAGAGACCACAUUUGAAGAGACAGAAACGCCUGAAGGUAAGCGUAAAGUUAAGAAAAUUAUUAAACGUACAAUCAAAAAACUAGGCCCGAAACAGGAAACUACACAAAUUAUUACUGAACAAGAAGACGACAAGACACCAGUCGUCACAGUACACACUACACAAGAACUCACUGACGAUACACUCACACCACUCGAUGACUUACACAUACCUGAGCAAGCUAAGGUUGUCGAGGUGCAGCCUGAAGAAGUCAAAGUGACUGACGUCAUAACUGAAACAGGUGAGACUAAGAAGGUGAAAACUACUAAACGUGUAAUUAAGAAAGAUAAAGGAAAAAAGAAAGAAGUCACUGAGAUUGUUACAGUCGAGAAAGACGGAGAAGAACCGGUAACAAGCGUCACAGUGACAGAAGAAAAGUCGCCUGAGGAAGAAGACAUUAAGCCAGUUGAGAUCGUCGAACUUCCAGAAGAGACCACAUUUGAAGAGACAGAAACGCCUGAAGGUAAGCGUAAAGUUAAGAAAAUCAUUAAGCGUACAAUCAAAAAACUAGGCCCGAAACAGGAAACUACACAAAUUAUUACUGAACAAGAAGACGACAAGACACCAGUCGUCACAGUACACACUACACAAGAUUUCACUGACGAUACACUCACACCACUCGAUGACUUACACAUACCUGAGCAAGCUAAGGUUGUCGAAGAGCAGCCUGAAGAAGUCAAAGUGACUGACGUCAUUACAGAAACAGGUGAGACUAAGAAGGUUAAAACUACUAAACGUGUAAUUAAGAAAGAUAAAGGAAAAAAGAAAGAAGUCACUGAGAUUGUUACAGUCGAGAAAGACGGAGAAGAACCGGUAACAAGCGUCACAGUGACAGAAGAAAAGUCGCCUGAGGAAGAUGACAUUAAGCCAGUUGAGAUCGUCGAACUUCCAGAAGAGACCACAUUUGAAGAGACAGAAACGCCUGAAGGUAAGCGUAAAGUUAAGAAAAUCGUUAAGCGUACAAUCAAAAAACUAGGCCCGAAACAGGAAACUACACAAAUUAUUACUGAACAAGAAGACGACAAGACACCAGUCGUCACAGUACACACUACACAAGAACUCACUGACGAUACACUCACACCACUCGAUGACUUACACAUACCUGAGCAAGCUAAGGUUGUCGAAGAGCAGCCUGAAGAAGUCAAAGUGACUGACGUCAUUACAGAAACAGGUGAGACUAAGAAGGUGAAAACUACUAAACGUGUAAUUAAGAAAGAUAAAGGGAAAAAGAAAGAAGUCACUGAGAUUGUUACAGUCGAGAAAGACGGAGAAGAACCGGUAACAAGCGUCACAGUGACAGAAGAAAAGUCGCCUGAGGAAGAAGACAUUAAGCCAGUUGAGAUCGUCGAACUUCCAGAAGAGACCACAUUUGAAGAGACAGAAACGCCUGAAGGUAAGCGUAAAGUUAAGAAAAUUAUUAAACGUACAAUCAAAAAACUAGGCCCGAAACAGGAAACUACACAAAUUAUUACUGAACAAGAAGACGACAAGACACCAGUCGUCACAGUACACACUACACAAGAACUCACUGACGAUACACUCACACCACUCGAUGACUUACACAUACCCGAGCAAGCUAAGGUUGUCGAGGUGCAGCCUGAAGAAGUCAAAGUGACUGACGUCAUAACUGAAACAGGUGAGAUUAAGAAGGUGAAAACUACUAAACGUGUAAUUAAGAAAGAUAAAGGGAAAAACAAAGAAGUCACUGAGAUUGUUACAGUCGAGAAAGACGGAGAAGAACCGGUAACAAGCGUCACAGUGACAGAAGAAAAGUCGCCUGAGGAAGAAGACAUUAAGCCAGUUGAGAUCGUCGAACUUCCAGAAGAGACCACAUUUGAAGAGACAGAAACGCCUGAAGGUAAGCGUAAAGUUAAGAAAAUCGUUAAGCGUACAAUCAAAAAACUAGGCCCGAAACAGGAAACUACACAAAUUAUUACUGAACAAGAAGACGACAAGACACCAGUCGUCACAGUACACACUACACAAGAACUCACUGACGAAACCGUAACACCAUUCGAUGACUCACAUUCACACACAUCAUCACACAUUCCUGAACAAGCUGAGGUAGUAGAAGAGCAGCUUGAAGAAGUCAAAGUGACUGACGUCAUUACUGAAACAGGCGAGACUAAGAAGGUGAAAACUACUAAACAUGUAAUUAAGAAAGAUAAAGGGAAAAAGAAAGAAGUCACUGAGAUUGUUACAGUCGAGAAAGACGGAGAAAAACCGGUAACAAGCGUCACAGUGAUAGAAGAAAAGUCGCCUGAGGAAGAAGACAUUAAGCCAGUUGAGAUCGUCGAACUUCCAGAAGAGACCACAUUUGAAGAGACAGAAACGCCUGAAGGUAAGCGUAAAGUUAAGAAAAUCGUUAAGCGUACAAUCAAAAAACUAGGCCCGAAACAGGAAACUACACAAAUUAUUACUGAACAAGAAGACGACAAGACACCAGUCGUCACAGUACACACUACACAAGAACUCACUGACGAUACACUCACACCACUCGAUGACUUACACAUACCUGAGCAAACUAAGGUUGUCGAAGAGCAGCCUGAAGAAGUCAAAGUGACUGACGUCAUAACUGAAACAGGUGAGAUUAAGAAGGUGAAAACUACUAAACGUGUAAUUAAGAAAGAUAAAGGGAAAAACAAAGAAGUCACUGAGAUUGUUACAGUCGAGAAAGACGGAGAAGAACCGGUAACAAGCGUCACAGUGACAGAAGAAAAGUCGCCUGAGGAAGAAGACAUUAAGCCAGAAACUACACAAAUUAUUACUGAACAAGAAGACGACAAGACACCAGUCGUCACAGUACACACUACACAAGAACUCACUGACGAAACCGUAACACCAUUCGAUGACUCACAUUCACACACAUCAUCACACAUUCCUGAACAAGCUGAGGUAGUAGAAGAGCAGCUUGAAGAAGUCAAAGUGACUGACGUCAUUACUGAAACAGGCGAGACUAAGAAGGUGAAAACUACUAAACAUGUAAUUAAGAAAGAUAAAGGGAAAAAGAAAGAAGUCACUGAGAUUGUUACAGUCGAGAAAGACGGAGAAAAACCGGUAACAAGCGUCACAGUGAUAGAAGAAAAGUCGCCUGAGGAAGAAGACAUUAAGCCAGUUGAGAUCGUCGAACUUCCAGAAGAGACCACAUUUGAAGAGACAGAAACGCCUGAAGGUAAGCGUAAAGUUAAGAAAAUCGUUAAGCGUACAAUCAAAAAACUAGGCCCGAAACAGGAAACUACACAAAUUAUUACUGAACAAGAAGACGACAAGACACCAGUCGUCACAGUACACACUACACAAGAACUCACUGACGAUACACUCACACCACUCGAUGACUUACACAUACCUGAGCAAGCUAAGGUUGUCGAAGAGCAGCCUGAAGAAGUCAAAGUGACUGACGUCAUUACAGAAACAGGUGAGACUAAGAAGGUUAAAACUACUAAACGUGUAAUUAAGAAAGAUAAAGGGAAAAAGAAAGAAGUCACUGAGAUUGUUACAGUCGAGAAAGACGGAGAAGAACCGGUAACAAGCGUCACAGUGAUAGAAGAAAAGUCGCCUGAGGAAGAAGACAUUAAGCCAGUUGAGAUCGUCGAACUUCCAGAAGAGACCACAUUUGAAGAGACAGGAACGCCUGAAGGUAAGCGUAAAGUUAAGAAAAUUAUUAAACGUACAAUCAAAAAACUAGGCCCGAAACAGGAAACUACACAAAUUAUUACUGAACAAGAAGACGACAAGACACCAGUCGUCACAGUACACACUACACAAGAACUCACUGACGAUACAUUCACACCACUCGAUGACUUACACAUACCCGAGCAAGCUAAGGUUGUCGAGGUGCAGCCUGAAGAAGUCAAAGUGACUGACGUCAUAACUGAAACAGGUGAGAUUAAGAAGGUGAAAACUACUAAACGUGUAAUUAAGAAAGAUAAAGGGAAAAAGAAAGAAGUCACUGAGAUUGUUACAGUCGAGAAAGACGGAGAAGAACCAGUAACAAGCGUCACAGUGACAGAAGAAAAGUCGCCUGAGGAAGAAGACAUUAAGCCAGUUGGGAUCGUCGAACUUCCAGAAGAGACCACAUUUGAAGAGACAGAAACGCCUGAAGGUAAGCAUAAAGUUAAGAAAAUCAUUAAGUGUACAAUCAAAACACUAGGCCCGAAACAGGAAACUACACAAAUUAUUACUGAACAAGAAGACGACAAGACACCAGUCGUCCCAGUACACACUACACAAGAACUCACUGACGAAACCGUAACACCAUUCGACGACUCACAUUCACACACAUCAUCACACAUUCCUGAACAAGCUGAGGUAGUAGAAGAGCAGCUUGAAGAAGUCAAAGUGACUGACGUCAUUACUGAAACAGGCGAGACUAAGAAGGUGAAAACUACUAAACAUGUAAUUAAGAAAGAUAAAGGGAAAAAGAAAGAAGUCACUGAGAUUGUUACAGUCAAGAAAGACGGAGAAGAACCAGUAACAAGCGUCACAGUGACAGAAGAAAAGUCGCCUGAGGAAGAAGACAUUAAGCCAGUUGGGAUCGUCGAACUUCCAGAAGAGACCACAUUUGAAGAGACAGAAACGCCUGAAGGUAAGCAUAAAGUUAAGAAAAUCAUUAAGUGUACAAUCAAAACACUAGGCCCGAAACAGGAAACUACACAAAUUAUUACUGAACAAGAAGACGACAAGACACCAGUCGUCACAGUACACACUACACAAGAACUCACUGACGAUACACUCACACCACUCGAUGACUUACACAUACCUGAGCAAGCUAAGGUUGUCGAAGAGCAGCCUGAAGAAGUCAAAGUGACUGACGUCAUUACUGAAACAGGUGAGACUAAGAAGUUGAAAACUACUAAACAUGUAAUUAAGAAAGAUAAAGGGAAAAAGAAAGAAGUCGCUGAGAUUGUUACAGUCGAGAAAGACGGAGAAGAACCGGUAACAAGCGUCACAGUGACAGAAGAAAAGUCGCCUGAGGAAGAAGACAUUAAGCCAGUUGAGAUCGUCGAACUUCCAGAAGAGACCACAUUUGAAGAGACAGAAACGCCUGAAGGUAAGCGUAAAGUUAAGAAAAUCAUUAAGCGUACAAUCAAAAAACUAGGCCUGAAACAGGAAACUACACAAAUUAUUACUGAACAAGAAGACGACAAGACACCAGUCGUCACAGUACACACUACACAAGAACUCACUGACGACACCGUAACACCGCUCGAUGACUCACAUUCACACACAUCAUCACACAUUCCUGAACAAGCUGAGGUAGUAGAAGAGCAGCCUGAAGAAUUCAAAGUGGCUGACGUCAUAACUGAAACAGGUGAGACUAAAAAGGUUAAAACUACUAAACGUGUAAUUAAGAAGGAUAAAGGGAAAAAGAAAGAAGACACUGAGAUUGUUACAGUCGAGAAAGACGGAGAAGAACCGGUAACAAGCGUCACAGUGACAGAAGAAAAGUCGUCUGAGGAAGAAGACAUUAAGCCAGUUGAGAUCGUCGAACUUCCAGAAGAGACCACAUUUGAAGAGACAGAAACGCCUGAAGGUAAGCGUAAAGUUAAGAAAAUCAUUAAGCGUACAAUCAAAAAACUAGGCCCGAAACAGGAAACUACACAAAUUAUUACUGAACAAGAAGACGACAAGACACCAGUCGUCACAGUACACACUACACAAGAACUCACUGACGAAACCGUAACACCGCUCGAUGACUCACAUUCACACACAUCAUCACACAUUCCUGAACAAGCUGAGGUAGUAGAAGAGCAGCCUGAAGAAGUCAAAGUGGCUGACGUCAUAACUGAAACAGGUGAGACUAAAAAGGUUAAAACUACUAAACGUGUAAUUAAGAAGGAUAAAGGGAAAAAGAAAGAAGACACUGAGAUUGUUACAGUCGAGAAAGACGGAGAAGAACCGGUAACAAGCGUCACAGUGACAGAAGAAAAGUCGCCUGAGGAAGAAGACAUUAAGCCAUUUGAGAUUGUCGAACUUCCAGAAGAGACGACAUUUGAAGAGACAGAAACGCCUGAAGGUCAGCUUAAAGUAAAGAAAAUCACUAAGCGUACUAUUAAAAAACUAGGCCCGAAACAGGAAACUACACAAAUUAUUACUGAACAAGAAGACGACAAGACACCAGUCGUCACAGUACACACUACACAAGAGAUUACUGACGAAACACCCACACCACUCGAUGACUCACACAUUCCUGAACAAGCUAAGAUUGUCGAAGAGCAGCCUGAAGAAGUUAAAGUGACUGACGUCAUAAAUGAAACAGGUGAGACUAAGAAGGUGAAAACUACUAAACGUGUAAUUAAGAAAGAUAAAGGAAAAAAGAAAGAAGUCACUGAGAUUGUUACAGUCGAGAAAGACGGAGAAGAACCGGUAACAAGCGUCAUAGUGACAGAAGAGAAGUCGCCUGAGGAAGAAGACAUUAAGCCAGUUGAGAUCGUCGAACUUCCAGAAGAGACCACAUUUGAAGAGACACAAACGCCUGAAGAUUCUUUUGCAUCUAAAAAAUAUGAAGAAGCUAAAACGCCAGAAACUUCGAUGGAUGAAUAUAAAGAAAAAAGUCCAGAAAUUGUUCAGGAAAUUACCACUAAAUUGCCUAAAACCAAGAAACCUCUAAAACUUCUCGAAUUAGAGCGUGGUUCUAUCAAACCUGAUGAAGCUCAGUUUCCAGUAGAAACAGAACAACCACAGUUUUCUAAAAUAAAACUUAAGAAACCAGAAAUAAAACCUAAAAAAGAACAAGCUUCCAUUGUUUUACCUAGAGUUCAGCUAAAAAGUAGAAUUAAGUUUGUUACUGAUUGGCCACCAAAUGAUGAAAAACCGAUUGUUACAUAUCUAAACAGUGUGAGACAAAACGGAGAAGUUUCAAGAAAUAUCAAAGAAGCUGCAAAACUGAAAAAGAAAAAGAUAAAACUUCCUGAAAUUCCUGAUUUACCGAAAACAGAAUUAGAAAAGCCAGAUAUAGUAGAUUAUAUUAGAGAAGACAUACAAGUGUACCCUGACGAAACUGUUAAAGAUGUUAUUUCUGUUAGUGAAUAUCCUGAUGAAGAAGUAGCAGAGAAAUCAGAUUAUAAAGAGAUUCUACCAUCUGAAGUACCUUUAGUGAAACCAAUUGUUAAGAAUAAAACUAAAUUGAAACCAAUGACAAUUGAAGAAAGAGUUAUAGAGCCAAGCAUGCCCCAAUUUGCAGAAACGAUAGAAGAACCGCAAUUUAAAAAAAUACAACUCAAAAAAGGUGUUAUAAAAGCUAAAAAAGAAAGCUCAGUUGUAAAAAUACCAAAAAUCCAACUUAAAAGUCGCUUAAAAUUUGUGACUGAUUGGCCGCCUGAAAUCAUUAAACCUAAUAUAUCAUUAUUAGACUGCGUUCGACAAAACGGAAUUCUAUCCAGAAAUAUAAAAGAAGCUGUAAAAAUAAAGAAAGCCCCCUUGAAGGAGCCCGUACUUCCCGAUAUAGAAAAAAUAGAAUUAGAAAAACCCAUGUUUACGCAAGAUGAUAUCAUAGGAAAAAAGAAAACACCAGAAAAAGAUGAAGAAAAGUUACCUAAACAUGCCGAUCAAGAUGAACCUGAACAAUUUACAAUAACACCAAGACGUCCAAGUGUGAAAAAAAUUGAGGAAAUUGUUGAUGAAGUUACUAUCAAAAAGAAACUGAAACCAGUCCGUAAAUCUUCUGUUACACUUCCAGAAAUAACUGAGCCUGAAGAAGUCACUUUCAUUCCUAAAAUAACAAAAACAAAAGAAGAAGUAGAGCAGGAGUUUAAUAUUCAUUUAGAUUCUUAUGAAGAAGAAGAAAUAUCUAUGUCCAGUAAAGUCAAAUUAAAACCACAAAGACAACCCACAUUUAAUGAAGAAGAAAAUGAGGUAUCUAUCAAAGUUUAUGAGGAAAAAGAAGACGAUGGAGAAAAUGUCGUAGAAGUAAUAGAAGGUGAUGUAGAAAAAGAUGAAAGUUCUAAUAUUAUCAUGCCGUUGAAAAGGAAAGAUAAACCAGUGGACAACAUUGUUGAUGAAAUCGUUUCGAGUGUUAUGGUAUCUAAACCGAAAUCUCGUCAUAUCAAAUCUGCUGAAAUUACUGAAGAUGUAACAUUUGAAUUGAAAGAUAAAACACAAUAUCUCACAGAUGAUCAAGAAAUAACGUUUGAUGUUAAAAAACAAAAGGAUCAAUUUACAUCCGAAGAGAUGUCUUUAUCUAGUAAGAUUAAACUAGCACCCAAAAAGAAAUUAACUAUAGGCGAAGCUGGUGAUGAGACAUCUAUACAAAUAGAACAAGAGGUUGAGGACGAUGGCCAAGCAGAAGAAAUAAUCAUCAGUGAAGGUGAAACAGAAGAACGUGUGGAAAUGGUUAUUAAAAGAAAACCAAGAAAACCUACUUACGAGGUCAGUGAAGUUGAAGAACUUAGUGUUGAGCUUAAACCGAAAAAGAUUGACAUUGACUUUGAAGAGGAGCAACUCACUAUAUCGACUAAACGUCUACCCAAAAAACCCUCUGAAAUUCAAGAAGCAGCAGCCUCUAUGAGUUUGGCCAAAGAACAAGAAUUUCCAGCAAGUCCGGCAGACGUGCGCUGUGGAGACACCGUGUUUGCAGUCUACAGCUAUGUGGCUGAAACCGAUGAAGCAAUCAACUUGGUCGAAGGCGAGCGCCUCUAUAUACUAGACACAACAAAUCAGGACUGGUGGUUCGUUCGCAAGCAUCUCACGGAAGAAAAGGGCUGGGUGCCCGCGCAGUAUCUGAUGGACGAAACUAAUUAUACUCUCUACCUGCAGAAGAAACUUAAUGAGAAAAUUGACAAGCUGCCCGUUUUUGAAAAACCAACUUCAGAGGAGAGGGCGAUCGGUCCUAUAUUUGUAGAAAAAUUACGUCCAAAACACACCCCUGACGGUUCGACAGUACAAUUCGAAUGCCAAGUGGAAGGAUAUCCUCGGCCGCAAAUAACUUGGUUCCGACAAACGGCCAUCAUAAAACCUUCGCAAGACUUCCAGAUGUACUAUGACGAUGACAAUGUUGCCACGUUGAUAAUCAGAGAGGUGUUCCCUGAAGACGCAGGCACAUUUACUUGCGUAGCUAAAAACGCGGCUGGUUUCGCAUCCAGUACUGCCGAGUUGACAGUUGACGCACCGCUUUCCGAUCAUGGCUCAGAAAUGGCUCCGUUGUCACGUAAAAGCCUAUCCCGUGAAUCUUCCCUCGCUGAUAUCCUCGAAGGAAUCCCCCCAACUUUCUCCAAACGCCCGAAGGCACAGUACGUGGAUGAAGGUUCGCAAAUAUUCCUAGAGUGCCGCUUAGUCGCUAUCCCCGAACCUGACAUUGCGUGGUUCUUCAAAGGAGAAGAAGUAGUUCCGGAUGAUGAAGUUUCUGUAGCCAUUGAAUCUGACAUGCACAUGUACUGCAGUGUCUUGAAAAUAUCGAACGUUAAAAAGUUCCAAGAGGGAACGUACACAGUAUUAGCAGUAAACAGGGAAGGGGAAGCUAGUUUACCUAUUGUGCUAAAAAUAAAAACGGGUGAAAAAGAAAAGCCUCAAGUCAUCGAACCUCUGAAGAGCAUGACUAUAAGGGAAGGGGAAAGUGUUGUUCUUACUACUCAAGUGGUUGGAAGCCCUGAGCCAAAGGUCACGUGGUAUAAAAAUAAUAAGCCCAUUAAAGAGCCAAUAAAGAAAACCGAUGGCAACAUACAUUCCAUUACGAUAAUCAAACCAAAGAGAGGGAAAGAUGAUGGAGUUUAUUCUCUCAAAGCUACUAACAGCGAAGGGAACGCUGAGACUAGUGCAGUAAUCACAAUUGAAGAACCGACUGAAGAAGACGCUGAACCUCCACUAUUCAUAAAUAGAUUCCAUGAGUUAACUGUAAAAGAAAAGGGCGUAAUACGAUUGAAUGCUAAAGUUACCGGAAACCCCGUGCCAUCGAUUACUUGGUACAGAAAUAACAAUAUACUUACAACUAGUGAUACCGUAACUCAGAACUUCGACGGUGAAAACAUAGAACUGGUUAUAACUAAUGUGGAUUCCGAAGUCGAUUCUGGUGAUUACAAAUGCGUCGCUUCAAACUCUGCUGGUAAAGCGUCUCAUGGAGCAAGAGUCACGAUAGACGUUGAUAAAGUAACAUUCAUUAGGUACCUAAAGAAACGAUAUGAAACGGAGGAAGGCAAGACAGUGGUGCUAGAAUGCGAAACAUCUCAUACAGUUUCUACAAGGUGGUAUCACAACGGUAAGGAACUCAGUGGUAUGGACCAUAGAGAAAUUAUACAAGAAAGCCGAAUACAUAAGCUAAGAAUUAAAAAGAGUAAAUUAACCGAUGAAGGAACUAUAAAAUGUAUCGUCAAAGAUCAAGAAACUGCAACGACAUUAAUAGUGAACGAGACUAUACCUGAAUUCGUUCGUAAGUUGCAAGAUUUCGAAGUCAAGGAGCGAGAUAUCGCCAUACUAGAAGUAGAGAUCAAUUCAGAGACAGCUGACGUCACUUGGGAAAAAGAUGGACGAAUUAUUAAACCCAAGAGAAAUAAGUACGAGAUAGAGAAACGUGGAAACGUUAGGAAGCUUUUCAUAAGAAAUACAUCGGUUCACGAUGAAGGAGAAUAUGCUUGCAAGUUGCGUGACGACGAAUGUACCGCUGAAGUGACCGUCGUAGAGCUGCCUCCAGAGAUAAUAACGCGGCUUCGCGAUCAAAGAGUAAAUAGAGGAAACCGAGCCUCUUUCGAGAUCGAGCUCACGAAGGGCGACGCACUAGUGCGUUGGUUCAAAGAUGGCUCUGAAAUUCAGUUCUCGAAUAGAAUUCAGCUCACGAUAGAUGGAAAGAAACAAAAAUUAAAGAUAUACGAUUGUGAAGAGAGUGACGAAGGAGUUUACGCUUGCGAAGUCGGUAAUGAUAAGUGUACCGCUCGGCUCACUGUUGAAGAACCUUCCAUUGACUUCACACUGAGAUUGCCGGAGUUCAUCGUGGUGCCUGUCAACACUGAUGCUUAUUUAACCGUCGAAGUGCCAGAAGAAAGUGACAGGGUCACUUGGUUCCGGCGGAAAACCGCGAUCGAAGACUCCGAAAAAUUCAACCUCAUAUCGGAUGGAAGGAAACGUGUUUUCGUUAUCAGAAAGUGCACAGAAGAAGACCAGUGUGAAUAUUCAUGUCAAUUAGAAGAUACUAGAUGUUCGACGAAACUCAAAGUCGAAGAGGCAGGCACCGCCCCCAUGUUCGUGGAGUGUGAGAAGGUUUGUCGCGUACGACGCGGCGCUGACGCUACGCUCACGGUGCGGUACACGGGGCGUAUGGCGCGCGACACGUGGCGGCGCGCCGGCGAGCCUCUCCCGCGCUCCAAGCGACGCAAGCCGGUCUCGGAGCCCGGCGCGGCCUCCCUCACCUUGCGGAGGACCGAGCCCGCUGACGCCGGCGUAUAUACGCUGCGGCUGGAGAAUGAGUUCGGUGACGCGCAACUUGACAUCGAGGUCAUCGUUAUGGACGUGCCGCAUCCGCCCGGCAAGCCCUGCGUGUUGGAGGUGUUGGACACGUCGGUGCACGUGUGUUGGUCGGAGCCCGAACACGACGGCUACUCGCCGAUCCAGUGCUACAUCCUUGAGUACCAGGAGAUCGACACCGCUGAGUGGACCGCAAUAGAAAACAUCAGAUCGUUGCAACGACGAGUCGACGACCUGCACACCGGGUCUUCGUACAGAUUCAGAGUAUUCGCCGUCAACGAAGUAGGCGUCGGUGAAUCGUCCGAGAUCACAGAGUUCGUCCGCAUCGAGACCGUGAUCAAAGAAGGCCCGCCCACUGUCGAGAAACCGUUGAGGAAUGUCGUCGCGUCCCUCGACGAAAACAUUGAAAUGUCGUGCAUUUUCGGCGGAUACCCCAUGCCUACUGUCGCGUGGACCAAAAACGGUAAAACACUACCGCGGUCUACGGGAAGUUACCGCGAUCGUGUAGCGUCGCUAACCCUUACCGCUGCUACCGAGGUGGAGGGUGAAUACCGUUGCAAAGCGAGCAACAAAUACGGUCACGUGGAAACAAAGUGCUCGAUACGUAUACAGCAGAAACCUACAGUGACUAUCGUUGAUGAGGAAAUCGUGAAACGCGAAUACGUAAGUGGGGAGGACUGGUCGGUGGCGGUGCGAGUGACCGGCGUUCCUCACCCGGAGGUUCGCUGGAGGAAAGACGGCGUGGACGUUGACGUGCAAAGGGUCGAAGUCUCCGCAGAGGAAGAUGUGACCACCGUGACCAUAAGAAGUGUUAGGAGGUCUGACACCGGCAAGUACUCCGUGGAGGCGGUCAACGAGGCCGGAGCCGCGUCUGUUGAUAUUCCACUUGCAGUUUAUGACGUGCCGUCAGCGCCGCAGGGUCCCCUCGGCUACUUCGGCACCACAUCCUCUGGGGUCACAUUGACGUGGCAACAACCCGCGUCGGACGGCGGGUGUCCCGUACUGGACUAUAGCGUUGAAGCUGGCGCCGAAGGAAUAUGGCGUCUGGUGACAACUGCGUUGAAGACUGAGACACGUGUGGAGAAACUGGAGACACGAACGAAAUACCGCUUCAGAAUCUGCGCCAGGAAUAGAAUAGGUGUCAGUGCACCCUAUGAAAGCGAUCAAGACUUCACCCUCGAAGAUGGACCAUCGCCGCCGAGCGCGCCGCGUCGUGUCCGCACCGGAGGCGUCACGUCGCGCUCCGUCACGUUACAGUGGGAGCCUCCAGAGUACGACGGCGGCGCGCCACUCACCAGCUACAUAGUGGAGUGCCGCGAGGCGGAGGCGAGCGAGGCGUGGCGCAAGGUGGUGACGGCGCCGGCGGGCUCGCUGCAGCACCGCGUGGAGAACAUCCGCGCGCGCCGCCCGCUGGAGUUCCGCGUGUCGGCCGAGAACGGCGUCGGCGUCGGCCCGCCGGCGCUCUGCGCGCCCGUGCGCCUCGUCGCACACGCCACUGUGCCGUCUCCGCCGACGGGUCCGCUGGAGCUGCGCGCGCUGGGCGGCGCGGUGGCGGCGGUGGCGUGGGGCGUGCCCGAGUGGGACGGCGGCAGCCCACUGCUGGGCUACACGGUGGCCGUGCGCGACGUGCGCAAGACCAUGUGGAUGCAGGUGGGAGAAGUGGACGCGUCCACGCUUCGGUUCCAGAUCCGCGACCUGACGGAGGAGCGCGCGUACGCGGUGCGGAUCUACGCAGUCAACGAGAUCGGCGCCAGCGAGCCGCUGGAGUCGCACGAGCCCUUCGAAGCCGUGCCCGGCGAAGACUCGGUGCGGUCGGAAGGUCCCGGCGAGGCGACGGAAGCGACGGAGCCUACGUCCUUCAGCACGCAGACCACGUCCUGGCUGCGCGACCACAACAUGGACGCUGACAUCCGCUCGUACGCGCGCGGCUCGCUGCUGCGCCGCGACGAGUACUUCUUCCGCAUCUGGCAUUACGCCAAGCGGCUCUUCGAGUAACUGGUCGCUAGUGACUGGUCGCUCGUGGUCAACGGAGACCGGUGACUGGUCGCUGGCGUCGACAUGCACCUUACACGACCGAUGGACCGUAGCGUUUGUCUGAAUAGAAACAUAUUCAGUGUGGUAUUCAGUAUGAUCAGCGAUCAAACGGAUGUAAUGACGUCACGGUCGUGUCAGGGCUGCUACACCCUCUGUGAUAGAGCGCGGCAUACGCCCCGCACCCUUAGCUAUUUACAUAUUUACUAGUUAUUUAUUGUUUAUUUAUUUAUUUAUGAUAUACUCGGGCGAGGGAAGCCGAUAGCCGCGACGCGCGCGACCUUGUUUUGGGAGACGUUUUCGAAUAUAGGUGCAUACAGUUCGAGUAGUCGCGACGCGACUCGGCCACCGGUUUCCCUCGAUGCAAACUUUUGUACAAUAUAAUGGCGAGAUUACCUAA